This is a messenger RNA of Eleginops maclovinus (Patagonian blennie), 4254 nucleotides long. RefSeq names its product serine protease 35 (gene prss35). Lineage: Eukaryota; Metazoa; Chordata; Actinopteri; Perciformes; Eleginopidae. Gene Ontology annotation, molecular function: serine-type endopeptidase activity. The coding region runs from base 196 to 1470 and encodes 424 amino acids. The transcript has 2 exons. Gene Ontology annotation, biological process: proteolysis. The record is from RefSeq and is a predicted model, not a curated record.
CCGGCCGCGACUCUCUCUCUGAGGAAGCAAUGAGGAGGAGGGAUCCGUCGCCCUGCUGAUACCGGGAGGAUGCAGUAACAUACGUUUGUUUUUUAGUGGGAUCAUAUUUGUAUAUUUCUCGGAAAAACAAACAAUACGUUGCGGAUUUGGCGUGUCCAUCACUCGGAUGCAAGCAGAGCCAGGCCCAACUUAACAAUGGGCCCCAUUCCCCUGUGUGUGCUGCUCCCAGUGAUGGUGCUGGCUGUGGUGGUUGCUAUAGCUGCUGAGGAGAAUGCAGUUGAUGACGAGUAUACCUGGCCGCAAUGGAAGGUGCCUCUGGUAAGGCAAAGAAGCACUGUCCCUCUAAGCAGCCCAAAGUUUUCAGCGCAUCCUCAGGCGGAGCUGAGCGGGACCUGUGGGAUCGAGUGUCAGCGCCGCCUUCCUGCCUCCACGCUGGGUGACCUGGAGCAGUUCCUGUCCUACGAGACGGUCUAUGAGAAUGGUACACGCACGUUAACCUCAGUUUCUGUGCAGGGCCUGAAUGAGGUAGCUUCCUGGUCCAAAAACAUCUCAUCUAGGUCCCGGCAAAAACGCGAGGUGUACGGCACAGAUACCCGCUUCACCAUCUCUGAUAAGCAGUUCUCCACUAAAUAUCCAUUCUCCACCUCUGUGAAGAUCUCCACAGGAUGUUCUGGAGUUCUUGUGUCGCCUAAACACGUUCUGACUGCUGCCCACUGCAUCCAUGAUGGGAAGGAUUAUCUAGAUGGGGUGCAGAAGCUGCGAGUUGGUAUUUUAAAGGAGAAGUCCAGACGAGGGAAAGGAGGAAAAGGUAGAGGAGGGCGGGGAAAGGGCAAAAGGAGAAAGGGAGACAAAGAUGACGAGGAAGUGCAGGAAAAGGAAGGGGACGAUGGUAAGGGGGACCGUAAAGGAAAAGGGAAAGGUAGAAAGAGCCGCAGUCGGCGAAGUGCAGAAUCAGGGAAACCUUCGUUCAGGUGGACCGGGGUCAAGAAAACCCAGUUGUCUAAGGGCUGGUUCAAAGGUGUGUCUGAAGGACUGACUGCGGAUUAUGACUAUGCUGUUUUGGAGCUGAAGAAAGCACCUAAAGUCAAACACAUGGAUCUGGGUGUUAUCCCUUCUGUCAAGAAGCUUCCUGCCGGGAGGAUCCAUUUCUCUGGCUUCGAUGAUGACCGCCCUGGAAACCUGGUGUACCGUUUCUGCUCCGUCUCUGACGAGUCAAAUGAUUUGAUGUACCAAUACUGCGAUGCCAAACCUGGCACCAGUGGCUCCGGGAUCUACAUCCGUCUCAAAGAGCCAGGCAAGAAGAAGUGGAUUAGGAAGAUCAUCGGGGUAUUCUCUGGGCACCAGUGGGUCGAUGUUAACGGGAAUGGGAUGCAGCAGGAUUACAACGUGGCAGUCAGGAUAACACCCCUCAAAUAUGCCCAAAUCUGCUACUGGGUCCAUGGGGACUCAAGUCUGUGCAAGGUAGCUUAAGAAAACACAGGACCCCCACUUGACCACCAACCCUCUCCCCUUCCACCUCUAUACUAAAGGCACCCUCCCAACUCUCACCUACCACCUUUCAACACCAACCAGGGGCCCCGACGACUGCCUCUCCCAUUCCUGCCUCCCUUUUACCUCCUCUGCCUCCCAGUGACUCCUGUUACACAGAUCUAAGACCACACACACACAACCCGUAUUCAGCCAGACUCAGUGUUGACAACAACAGGAAUUGUCUUUGUCAAGAGAACUGUGGCUUAUCAGCUUUUUCUAAUUUAUUUGCUAAGAAAAUGGAGAAAAAAAUAUGUAUUAUGUGUAUUUACAGAUUAAUCAAAUCUGCUGUUUUGCUUUCUAUUUUGAUUUUUGUUUUCUUUUAUUUGACCUUUUUGGAUACAAUGUUGUAAAGGGUGUGUAUUCAAAUGUUUAUGAGCAAAGGCCCUGGUACAUUUAUUCUAUUCCAACUAGGCUUUUUAUGGAGAAACGUCCACGUGUUCUCCACCACUGUAAAGAAGAGUGUGUGCAUUGGCUUUGACAAAAGACCCAGAAGAAAUUAACUUUUGUGACAAAUGAACUAUAUAGAGAUAACGUUUUUUAUAAACAUUUGAAUUGAACAAGCUGGUGUUUUGCAUUGUGUAUAUCUAGAAAUUCGUUUUUUACUACUACCUUGAAAAAAAAAAGAGAUUGUUUUUCCGUCUGAAUAGAGAAAGGGUCAGAUUUCCUAUCUGCGAAUCACACCAUCUUCUCUCUGUUCUUGCAACGCAGUGAAAUAUGGUGUCAUUGUUUUGCACAUACAGUGGGGAGAACAAGUAAUUGAUACACUGCCGAUUUUGCAGGUUUUCCCCCUUACAGAGCAUGUAGAAGUCUGUAAUUUUUAUCAUAGGUACUCUUCAACUGUGAGAGACGGAAUCUAAAAAAAUCCAGAAAAUCACAUUGUAUGAUUUUUAAAUAAUUAAUUUGCAUUUUAUUGCAUGACAUAAGCAUUUGAUACAUCAGAAAAACAGAACUUAAUAUUUGGUACAGAAACCUUUGUUUGCAAUUACAGAGAUCAGACGUUUCCUGUAGUUCUUGACCAGGUUUGCACACACUGCAGCAGGGAUUUUGGUCCACUCCUCCAUACAGAUCUUCUCCAGAUCCUUCAGGUUUCGGGGCUGUCACUGGGCAAUACGGACUUUCAGCUCCCUCCAAAGGUUUUCUAUUGGGUUCAGGUCUGGAGACUGGCUAGGCCACUCCAGGACCUUGAGAUGCUUCUCACGGAGCCACUCCUAAGUUGCCCUGGCUGUGUGUUUCGGGUCGUUGUCAUGCUGGAAGACCCAGCCACGACCCAUCUUCAAUGCUCUUACUGAGGGAAGGAGGUUGUUGGCCAAGAUCUCGCGAUACAUGGCCCCAUCCAUCCUCCCCUCAAUACGGUGCAGUCGUCCUGUCCCCUUUGCAGAAAAGCAUCCCCAAAGAAUGAUGUUUCCACCUCCAUGCUUCACGGUUGGGAUGCCGUUCUUGGGGUUGUACUCAUCCUUCUUCUUCCUCCAAACACGGCGAGUGGAGUUUAGACCAAAAAGCUCUAUUUUUGUCUCAUCAGACCGCAUGACCUUCUCCCAUUCCUCCUCUGGAUCAUCCAGAUGGCCAUUGGCAAACUUCAGACGGGCCAGGACAUGCGCUGGCUUGAGCAGGGGGACCUUGCGUGCGCUGCAGGAUUUUAAUCCAUGAAGGCGUAGUGUGUUACUAUUGGUUUUCUUUCAGACUGUGGUCCCAGCUCUCUUCAGGUCAUUGACCAGGUCCUGCCGUGUAGUUAUGCUUCUUAAAGAAAAACUAACAGGUCUGUGAGAGCCGGAAUUCUUACUGGUUGGUAGGUGAUCAAAUACUUAUGUCAUGCAAUAAAAUGCAAAUUAAUUAUUUAAAAAUCCUACAAUGUGAUUUUCUGGAUUUUUGUUUUAGAUUCCAUCUCUCACAGUUGAAGAGUACCUAUGAUAAAAAUGAAAGACCUCUACAUGCUUUGUAAGUGGGAAAACCUGCAAAAUCGGCAGUGUAUCAAAUACUUGUUCUCCCCACUGUAACUAUACCGGUGCUUAUCCAGAAAACAUGGUGCUAAUUUAUGAAAUUGUAAACUUGGGGGGGGGGGGCGGCGAGGUUGGGGAUUUUUCAGAAUAUAUUUUGAUAGCCUAGUACAGUUACUAUGUAUUUUAUGUGAGGCUACAUAUGUGGGUUUUGUUAAGAUGGGAAGGAACCAUUUAAUGAUUUACUUAGCUGUUGAUAUUUCUCUAAUUCUAUUGGUUAAUAAGAUUACAAAGGCAAUGUUGCUAUAUCGUAACAAAUUCUAAUCUGGGAUAUGAUAUAUUUUACUAUUUUGUUGUUUGUCCAAAACAUUUUUGCAUCCUUUUCAAUACCAAACACCUGAUCAUUAUGAUGCGGCUUGACAACUUUCAACCAUUAAAUCAAGAUUACUACUUGUGUGUGUGUGUAUUUGUGAUGAUCCUGAAUUUUACACCAGUUCCUGGGCAGUUGGUGUAACACCAAUAACUAUUUCUGUUUCAUUUAAUUACAUAAAAAGGAAUGACUAAUAUGUCACCAUAACUCACUGUGCAACAUGGCCGGAUGAUUUAUUUGCUAGGGGACCAGGGCAAAGGUUGUUGGUGGGCCCCUUUUAAAGACCACAACCUCUGGCAUGCACACUGUUGCUUCCAUAUUCCCAUUGAAGCUGCACUAAUCAAUGUUUAUUUAUAAAAAACUAAGGAUCAAAUUAAUAGUUUUGUCUCUCUGAUGAACCCCAAUAAAAAUAUCACCCGA